GGAACCCAAAUCAUUACCCCGCCGUUGGUGAAGCAGUUGUUUUACGAAGAAAAAAAUUAAGAAAAUGGUGUGCAAGUUGGCAGUAGUGCUCUUUGUAGCAAUCUUUGCAGUCUUUGUACAGACUCAUGCAGUAGACAACGACGACGUACCACAAGUGAGAAAUGACGCUGAAAAGCUACUCGAAAAACUGGAGGCAGCUGUUGACGAAGCCUUGGUCCAAGCCCAACAGGCUCUAGACGACGCCAGAAACAAAGUAGACCAAACUGCAGCAGCCAUCGAAGCAUCGGCAGAAUCAGAAAUGAAAAGCACCGAAGACAAGUUCAGAGAAGAACUGGACAAACUGAAGGAAAAGGCUGCCAAUGCUGGCGUUAACAUCGACGAUUGCCUGGCGGGCAACGAAGAUAAGCUGGUGAACCUGCCGAAUGUUUUUACUGAAGAUAUGGUGCACUGCGUGUCCGACAGGAUUGAUCAAGGCAUUUCCUAUGCACAAGAUGCUUUAGAUGCGGUGAAAAAGGUCGUCGAGGAGGUAGAGAACAUCAAGCAAGAAAUCAAGGACUGCGGUCACGGACUUAAGGCGGUGAAAUGCUUGGCCAAAUUGGCGCUACAAAUCGAAAAAGACAUCACUAGCUUACCCACCAAAAUCGAGGCUGACGUAGCAGCCACUGUCGCCUUGAUCGCUCAGUUGGAGGACAAAGUAAAAGAAUGCGCUUCUACUAAGGUAGACGAAUGCGAGUCUGAAGGAGAGAAGACUUUGGCAAUAAUUGCUGCCUGUGUAGCAAGCAAAAUUAUUACAUAAACUUUUCAGUUUUACAGUAUCGUGUUACGUGUAUAAUCUGUACUCAGUACCAAUAAAUAAAUGUAUCCUGUUCGUA
This is a messenger RNA of Anoplophora glabripennis (Asian longhorned beetle), 872 nucleotides long. RefSeq lists its product as uncharacterized. The transcript is spliced from 3 exons. Bases 65 to 796 code for a protein of 243 amino acids. The record is from RefSeq and is a predicted model, not a curated record. Lineage: Eukaryota; Metazoa; Arthropoda; Insecta; Coleoptera; Cerambycidae.